UCGAUCUCCAAGUUCAUCACCAGCUUCAAGGUUGCUUGCUUGCUCUUGCUCGCUCUUGCUCACUCAAUCAUCACUCAUCUCUUAUAUAUACCCAUCCACCUCCCAGCCUUACUCAAUUCGCAUACAAGGACGGACAGAAAGGGCAGACAGCAGGCUUCGGCAGACAGAACAGACACAUCAACUACACAGCUCGUCCCAAUUGUGCUUCGGGAACUGUCUAAAGCUUCGUCGUUGAACACAGCGACGACCAACACCUCCACGACGUCUCUCUACUUCAACCCUCAGUCUUCAACUCCAACACACACAAUGUCCGUCUUCAUGUCACAACCCGCCUACGCCUACGCGGCAGCUCCUCCACCUCCCAGACAGUACUCGGGAACCAGCAGUGCCUUCAGCGCCUCUGCCAACCCCGAUGAGGACUGGACCAAGAUCUCUGACCUUGCUGAGCGCCGCCGCAUUCAGAACCGCAUUGCUCAGCGCAACUACCGCAAGAAGCUCAAGCGCCGUCUCGAAGACCUCGAGCGCCGCGCCGGUUCUUCUGACGAUGCCGACUCGGACAAGCAGCCCCAGAAGACGACAAAGUCGAAGCGAUCGCCCUCCAAGUCUCAAAAGUCGCAGCCCGCCCAGGCCAAGCCCGUGGUUGCUCAGGGCCAGUUCACUCCUCCCAUGGAGCCAACUGACGAUCUCUUCUUCCCCGGCACCUACGACGACCGGGCCCGCUCCAACAGCCCUCCUCAGUUCACCUACUCGACCUACCCAGCUCCCGAUGAGAUCCUCCUCGCUCCCUACGGCUCGGCCCAGUCCUACCCUGCCAUGACCACGGCCGACGCCUACCCCAACUACCUGACGGCUUCCACCGUGCCCAUGACGCUCCCCUCGAUGACGCACUUUAGCGACGCCAUCAAGCGGGAGUCGUACUCCAGCGACGACGGCCUCGCGCCUUACAUGGCUUACAGCUACAUGCCUCCCAUGGACUUCAACGCCCCAAGCCCCUACGAUCAGUCCAACCCUCAUACUCCUCCGCUCUCGCACACGUUCGACCAUUCGGCCAACUGUUCAGAGGCCGGAUUCGACUAUCCCACCACUCCUCUGUCCAUGCCCGGCUCGCCCGGUAUGAUGCACCCUCAAUGA
Molecule: messenger RNA, 1131 nt
Organism: Fusarium keratoplasticum
Lineage: Eukaryota; Fungi; Ascomycota; Sordariomycetes; Hypocreales; Nectriaceae
Product: BZIP domain-containing protein
Exons: 3
Coding region: 307-1131 (274 amino acids)
Biological process (GO): regulation of DNA-templated transcription
Molecular function (GO): DNA-binding transcription factor activity
Source: RefSeq, a predicted model, not a curated record